This is a messenger RNA of Aethina tumida (small hive beetle), 1021 nucleotides long. RefSeq names its product venom allergen 5 2-like. Gene Ontology annotation, cellular component: extracellular region. NCBI's taxonomy places the organism in Eukaryota, Metazoa, Arthropoda, Insecta, Coleoptera, Nitidulidae. The transcript has 5 exons. The record is from RefSeq and is a predicted model, not a curated record. The coding region runs from base 79 to 951 and encodes 290 amino acids.
CCUCGAUCGCGUACUUAUUUAUAAAUAAUUUAUCGGAAGUGGCUCAGACAGAAGCACCUGUGCGUCAGACGGGCGAAGAUGCUGAGACGUUGCAUAUCCACUGCGGUGGCAUUUCUUUUAAUUGUGGCGGAUGCGACCGCGAUCCAGAACAAGUACUGCGAACUGAAUUGUGAUUAUGUUGUGAAUCUAUUUCCUCACACAGUUUGUGACAGAGACUUAGAAAAAUGUGGUCCUGGACAAUUAUGUGGUCCAGAUUUUCAAGUAAUUCCACUGAGCGACGCCGACAGACAAUACAUCUUGGACAUUCACAAUUAUUUAAGAAAUAAAGUAGCCUUGGGAUACGAAAAAAGAAAUAAACAACCUCCAGCCGCAAACAUGAACAUCAUGAAAUACAACAUGGAACUGGAAUACAUAGCUCAAUGCUGGGCAAACACUUGUAACGGGAAUCCAUUGAACCACGAUGUGUGUAGACGAACAGCCGAAUUUGAACACGUCGGACAAAACUUAGGUUUCAUCAAUAGUUCCCUAGCGGAAAUUGAUGUUGUUAAAGCUUUAAAACAAUUGAUCUUGCUUUGGUACGAUGAGGUAGCAAUUUAUAAGAAUGAGUGGGUUAACGUUACUGAAGAUAGACCAGAAUUUAAAGUGGGCCACUAUACACAAAUGUUGUGGGCGGAUACUAGAGAAAUAGGAUGUGCGACGUCGUUCUACACCACACAAUCAGGCGGCGAUAAAUGGCAUCAUUUGAUAUUGGUUUGCAAUUAUGGGCCAGGAGGGAACUAUUUGGGCUCCCCAGUUUACCAGAUCGGCGAACCGGGUUCGAACUGUCCGACAGGAACCAAGAGGAAUAAAAGAUUUAAGGGCCUGUGUGGAAUUGAGGAAAGUGUAAAGAAAGUGAGAAAGGAAUUCGAAGGAAGCGAAUUGAAAUUGAGUUUGAACAAUUUAUUUUCGUAGUUUUAUUGGUUUAUGCCGUCGAUUGGAUCUCAAAAUGUUAAUAAAGUUUGUAGACGCUUUUUAUUUAAUA